Messenger RNA from Leptopilina boulardi, 4280 nucleotides. RefSeq lists its product as uncharacterized. The transcript is spliced from 5 exons. The record is from RefSeq and is a predicted model, not a curated record. Gene Ontology annotation, cellular component: extrinsic component of mitochondrial inner membrane. Bases 142 to 4098 code for a protein of 1318 amino acids. NCBI's taxonomy places the organism in Eukaryota, Metazoa, Arthropoda, Insecta, Hymenoptera, Figitidae.
UACCCAAAUCCAACCUCUUCGUCUUCGUUGUUCGUUAUAGUAUGAUUGACGUGUUCAUCAAAUUAUUAUAAUAAAUUAUUUAAAUUUUCUAUGUGUUUCUAUUAUUUUUUUUUUUUAAAGUGUUAAUUUACAAAAGGGAAAAUGGCCAAGUUUCCCGAUGACUAUAGGCCCAAUCAUUUGUGUAUGCCCACAAAUGUGAGAAAAACAUUUCAAUCAAGAUUUUUUUAUCCAAACAUGUGUCACGUUUGUCAUUGCCUCGAGUCGGAAACAAUUAAAUUAAAAAGAUGUAAUAAUUGCAAUAUGAUAUCGUAUUGCAGUAAAGAACAUCAACAAGAACAUUGGUAUUUGCAUAAAGAAUUUUGUCGAGUUGUUGCAAUGUUUUUAAAAUUCAAUGGAACAAACAAUUUAUUUGGAUUUAUGAAAUCACUCAAGGAUCCAGAUGAACGUUUCAAUGCAAAAGCAAUGCUAUUGAAUAUGUUGAGAAAACAAAUGAAUAGGGAUCUUUAUGAUUUUGAAAAACAAAUGAUUUUAUAUCCAAGGAUGUGUGAAAUUUGCUUUGAAACAAAUCCUGAUUUACUUGUUAAUUGUCAAUUUUGUCCACAAGCAAGUUUUUGUACAAUUCAUAGUAAUAAUAAAUCACGACACAAUGAGAUAUGCUUUUUUUAUGCAAUUUGUUAUACUUCGGAUUUUUAUCUUUUUUGCGACGAUAGUUGUCGAAUAAUACCAUCAAUGAAUUAUGUACUCUUUCAAGAGGAUGAAAAUUUUAUAAUGCCCGAAAAUAUGUCAAUAUUUUUACAAGAAUACAUCACGGGAAUUCCACUUAUUUGGAUGGAUUUGACAAAAUUUGAUUAUUGGAUUUAUGUUUGUUCGGAUUUUUUUUCUAAACCUCUUACAAUGCUUUAUGCUUUACAACAAUUGAACUUUAAAGUGAAGUCGACAUUGACUAUUCAUAUUAUAGGUUUGGCAUCGUCAAAGGAAUACGAAUUUCUCUCCAUGGAAACUAUUCUACAUUUAUUGACGCAACUAAAGGCUCUCAAUAUUAUUCUAAUCAGUCCAAGUUUGAUUGAGCGAAUUGAAGAAACAAGUCAACAAGUGAACGUAUGCAAUCGAUGUGUCGAAAAGAAAAAGUGUUUUUCAAUGACUGGUUAUAAAAUGCCCUAUUCGUCUUAUGUUAAAAGCAAAUCUUUCAAAACUCCUGAUAUAAUUAUUUGCUAUGAUCUAGGAGAUCUCAAAUGCCAAUUGUGGGAUCAAUCCCUCAUGGAAAUGAAAGAAAUUUCUGCUCCAUUUCUCGUGACAAAUAAUACACUACCGAGGGCAUUGAAUUAUCAAAAAAGAAUGGAUGAUCUUUUCAAUUAUCUUACAAGUGAUGUGCACAUUCAAAAAAAUCCUUUCUCAUCAACGUGGCCCUAUAGAAAUGAAAUUGAUAAUUUGUUGAAUUUACAAAACAACUAUUUUUCAGUGUACACUUUACACAACAUUGACAUAGACGAUCAGGCAAAAAAUAAGAAGAUGAAGCAGGUGCAAAAAAAUCAAUCUGAUGAAAAUAUUCACAAAGAAGAAAAUGAAACACAAAAAUCUUCAAAUGAACCAAACACGAGGGAAGAAUUUCCAAGUACAUCAAAUUCAAAUCAAGAUGUCGAAAAUUGUGAUUCAGAACAAUUGAAGAAAAAAAGGAAAAAGAAAAAAAAGAAUAAAAAAAUCAAUCAAAGUCCUGAUGUUUCAAGACCGGCAUCGUCGAAUAAUAAUUAUGUGGCGCCUGAAAUUCCAAACGAGACACCAUCGAAAAUUGACGAAUCUCCGCCAAAUGAACAAACGGAAAUUGUCGAUUUAACUUUUCAAUUAUCUGCGACGAGUAUUCAGGAAAAUAAAGAAGACAUUGUUGAAGCAAAAACUGAUCAAGUUAAAAAGAAAAAAUCCAAAAAGAAGAAAUCAAAAUCUGUUCAGGAAUCUAAUGUAGAAAAUAAACUCGAAGAAGCUAAAGUUGAAAAUAAAAUUGAAGAAAGGGAUAUUAAAAGAAAGAAAAAGAAGAAAUCAAAAAAACAAGCAUCCACCUCCAAAAAUAUUGAAUCAGAUGAUGCAGAUGAUAGUAGUUUGAAGAUAAAAAUUGCUCAUUCUGAUUGCGUUAAUGAAGAUUCAUUGCUAAAAAUGGAAUUAUUGGAGGCAAAUAAAGCCGGUUCUUCAACCACUGAAGGAAAUAGGUCACAAUAUCUUUUUGGACCAGCACCAUGUGAAAAAACUCUCGAACAAUUAGUGGAAGAUAAUAAAAGACUUUUUGUAAAUGUCGAACAAAUUGCUGAAGAAUAUAAAAUGCUCAAAAUCACUGGUAAACAAACAGCAACUUCCAUGUUACAAGAAAUGGAAUGUCUUCGUAUGAGUUUAGAAAAUAUUGAAGAAAAAAUAAUGACCAUAUUUCCUGGUGAAUUUGAUAACAAAUUUUCAUUUGCAAUUGAAAAGAGAUUUUUGUUAAAAAAAAAAAAUAUGUACAAACAGGAAGAUCUUUGUAGAGUGUUGAAAAUAAAAGACUCAUCGACAGCCACGUGCGUUGAAAAAUAUGCAUUUUCGUUCUUUUUUUCGUAUGCAAACAUUUGUCAAGUUUGUUUCUCUCAUGAGAGAGAUAUACGAUUAAAACGAUGUACAAGAUGUAAAAUGGUGUUUUAUUGUGGUAAAGAACAUCAAAAAGAACAUUGGUCAAUUCAUAAAGAAUUUUGUCAUGUUGCAACGAAAUUAUUGAAAAAAAUUGGAGGAUCAAAUCUUUUUGAAAAAAUGAAAACCAGCGAACAACAAAUACGACUUGAUUGGAAAAAUUGUCUUGUUGAUUUCUUUGAAAAUGAGCUAAAACGAAAACUUAUACCCUAUGAGAAAUCAUUGAUUUUCUUUCCAAAACUUUGUGCUGUUUGUUAUGAGAGUGAUGUAAAACAAUUAAUGUUUUGUUAUAAAUGUCCACACGCCAGUUUUUGUAAAAAACAUUUAAAUGAUGAGACACAUUUUGAAAAUUGUCAAUUAUUUUCCCAAGGAUUAUUAUUAAAUGCAAUGGGAAUAACUUUUAAAGCUGCGCCUGUUCCAGGUGUCAUUAAAAGUGUUCCGUAUAAUAGAAAAAAAGUUCAUCUUCCACACGAUAUGCAAGAUUUUCUCGAUUACCAUUGCAAAUGCAAAAAAUCAAUUUUAAAUGAUUUUAAACGAAAUGAGAUACAAAAUUAUAUGUCUGAACAUUUAACAAGACCAUUGACUGUUAUUUAUGCUUUAGAAAAAAUUCGUCAUCCCAAUGAACAAAUAAUGACAAUUCACGUGAUUGGUGCGAAUAAUUAUGAGGAAGUGAGUCAAUCAUCGUGGGAAGUUUUAUUUCAUUGGUUACCAAAUUUAAUUUCAUUGAAAAUUGUUCUAAUUGGUCCAGAAUGCUCGAAUGUGAAUAAUCAAAUUCAACUUUGUAAAAUUUGUGUUGGAAAUUCGCGAAAAUUAUUUGUCGAAUCACAUGGAUUACUUUAUAAUGAUUAUUGGAUGAGUGAUAGUUUCACAAAACCAAAUGUCAUUGUUGCUUUUAAUGCAAGUCUCAAAAUGUAUAACACGUGGAUUGAAUCAUUGCAAUUGUUGGCAAAAGUAAAUUGUCCAUUUAUUUUAACAACAUACAGUAAAAUAGAAAUUGAUUCCGAUCAUGAGAUAAUGCUUCAAAUCUUUGGUCAUGUGGCGCGUUACACAUUUAGGGGAAAAAAUCCAUUUGCAAGUUUAAGGCCUUAUCGUGAUGUUGUCAAUACAAAUGUAUUUUUUCGUAAUACCGGAAUAAUGAUAUACACAAAAUUGGGACAAAAAGCCAUAAAAACAAAUUUAACUGGAUUACUUUUCAAUAAUGAGAAUGUUGAUUUGAAAAAUGUUGUCGAAAAAAAUACAAACCUCGCUGUACUCAAAAAUAUUUUGAGGCAUUUCCAAUUCAAAAAACUUGAGAAAAAGGAGGAGAAACAAUGUCUAGAAUUUUUUUAUCAUACGAUAAUUAUCAUAUUGGUAAUUUUUAUUGUUCUGUUUUUUUGUCAUUUCUAUAGAGCCUUAUUGUUAUUAGAAGUUAAAAAAAAAUUGAUAGCGUUUAAAACGCAAACAUUUUAUUUUUAAAUAUUAUUUAAUUUAAAUAAUACAAGUUUGAAAAUUACAAAAAAAUUUAAAUAUUACGUAAUAUUUAUAAAAAAAAAAGAUGCAAAUUUUAAACACGUGUCAAAGAAAAUAUGUAAGUGUUAAAUAAUUUUGCAUGUAUAAAUGUGCAUAAAUAUUUUCAAAUUUAAAUAAAAUAUAUUUUU